This is a messenger RNA of Cetraspora pellucida, 1596 nucleotides long. NCBI's taxonomy places the organism in Eukaryota, Fungi, Glomeromycota, Glomeromycetes, Diversisporales, Gigasporaceae. The record is from the annotation of a GenBank genome assembly.
AUGAUCCAGCAACCCGAAAAUGAGAUUAUUACAUUAGAUUCAGAAGAAUGGUUGAAUAAUAUAAAAGAUUGUAGUAAAUUUCUCAAUAAAAAUAAUUCAAAAAAUUUUCAAUUUAAUUUCAAAAAACUUGAAAAUAUUGGUUCAACAUCAUCUACUUAUGAUUUUAAUUUACUGAAAGCAAUCAUUCAUGGCAAACGUGAAGUUGCAAUUUUUGGAACUCCUAUAAAGUAUAUGAAAAUAUAUACAGAAUGUUGGCAACAUCAUUCAGAUAAGCGUCCAACUAUUCAACAUGUUGUUGAAGAUUUAAAUCGUAUUAAUUAUGAUAAUUUAGAAUCUGAAGAAAUUAUUGCAGAAUCUAAUAAGAAAAUUAGACAAGAGAACACUACUUUAGAAGUAGAAAAUUCAAAUAUAACUGGAAUUUCGCAACAUUAUGUCACCCAUGAUGAAAUAGCUAAUGAAUUAAAAUUACUUUCAUCAAUUGUUACUAUUCUCAACAAAACUUUAAGUGAAAACAUUUUAUUUGAGGAUCAAAGUAAUUUAGAUGAUGAUCAAAACGAUAUAAUACCAGAAAACAAAAUAAGCGAACAAAGUGAUGUUGAUAGUGAACUGAAAUUCCUAUAUGAUCUCAAUCAAAUAUUUAUAACCCAAGUUAAUAUUCAAGGAGCUUCAAAAUAUACUUCAAGUUCUAUAGUUUAUCAUAUAAAUAAAUUUAUUGGUGAUAAUUAUCAAGUUCAAUCUAAAGUUUUUUAUCAAUAUUAUAAUCAUCGAUAUAGAUCUUGCUUUACAAGUAUUAUUGGAUUUUUUUAUGAACAUGGAAUUGGAACAGUAGUCGAUUGCAAUAAGGCGUUUGAUAUGUAUAAGCAAGCUGCUGAUGAAUCUCAUUUCACACCUAAUGAUUCUUUAAACGGAUUGGAUAAUUCUCUUAUUACGGAUAAUUUACUAAAAGACAAUCGGCUUAUAGGAUUAAUAUCUCUCGGUUUAUUUUAUUUACACGGGAAAGGUGUUUCUGUAAAUCAGCAGAAGGCGUUACAGUUAUUUUUACAAUCAGUUUCUAUAGGUUCUAGCUUAGGAAAAUGUUAUGUAGCUGAUUGUUAUUAUAAUGGUUAUGGUGUUAUUGAAGAUAAGUCUCAAUCGUUUGAAUGGUCCUUAAAAUCUGCUGAAGAAGGAAAUGCAAGAGCCCAAAAUAUAAUUGGUCAUAGUUACAUAAGCGAUUCUGGAAUUCCUAAAGAUAAUGAUAAAAUAGUCUCGCAUACAAAUUUUGAGCAUAUAUACUUAGAAAAUUACAAUAAUGAUUGUGAUCCGGCUCAUUUCAUCGAAAAUAAAUUAACUGAUAGUACAAUUCACCGACAAAUCAAGCACACUGUGUUUAUAGCAUGGACUGGUUCAAUGACUCAGGAUGAAUUAAAAGCUUUAUUUAAUAGUGAUGAUGUUGAAGAGAUUCGAUUUCUUCCAAAUAAACAAUUUGCCCAUGUGGAUUUUAAAACAGAGGCCGCAUUGAGGAAAGCUUUAAAUCUUAAUGGAGAGGUAAAGUCACAAGAACAAGGAAUAUUACGAGUAGAGUUGGGAAGACCUAGGGGCUAUAAAAUCUAUGACUGA